GAUUAACACUUCCUAUGUCGAAAUGUACUAGUAUUCACACACCGAUUUGUAUUUUAUUUACUUUUUUAACCAUAUAAUGGUGUCUAUUGAUUUUUUAUAGAGCAAUUCAAGCGCAUGCGUCUUGCGACAUAUAUUUCGUAAUACCCAGGUUAAUAGCUAGGGCACACUCCACCAAAUAAAUAGACGGUAUCUGCUAGGUCCGGACGUUUAAAUCACUACAAAACGAAACUAGUCAACAUGGAGAAAAAACCGCUACCAGAACCUGUAAAUCCACAAGAAAAGGAGCGAGCUUUGUCCUCCAUCAAGAUGAUGUCUGCUGUGGCCCUUUUUCUGGGGAUCGGCAGUGUUACCGUUGGCAUUCUCUCGCUUGCUUACCUCGGCGGAGCUAAGUAUCCCGUUACCGCUUUAACCGGGAUCUGGUAUGGAAUGAGUUCGAUAGCGUUUGGGUUAUUAGGAAUUUUUGCCGCUAUGUCAAGUGACGAGACAACACAGAAAAGACUGCUGAAUGGACACUACGUCACAAGCAUUAUUAUCAUGUCGAUGGGGUAUGCCUGGGCUACUGCUAUACAGGGAGUGGUGGCGUGUGGUGGUGGGGAGGAAAAGUGUGGAGACAAUGCGGAGAUACAGACCGCUCUUCAUGGAGUUUUAAUCGGUAUCAUUGCCGUGGUAUAUAUAAUAGGCGUGUGGUCGAUGUCGCUACAUGCUAUCAGAAGAAAGGUGCUGCAUCCGGAGUGGAAUUAUCGCAGAGGCUGUUGUUGGUUCAACAAAUGAAGACCCACAGAAGUGUUAACGCAGGGUAGUCGGAAUGGUUGGAGUCUAUUUCAUGCACUCAGGGAAUAUUUACUGCUAAGUAAAUUGACACACUGUGAUAAUGCCACUAUCUGCUAGAUACAAAUACUGAUUCAGUAACGUUUUGACCAGCAUCAGCAUGCGUGUGUAUAUCGGGCAACUGGACAAAAUUAGAAGCCCAGCUUGUUUACUGCCAAGUAAAUUUGCAGUCAUUAUGAUAAUGCCACCAGAUGCUAAAUACAGAUCAUAGUAAUUCAGUUGCUUAUUCACCAGCAUCAGCAAUGGUAUGUAGGUCGAGCAACUGGACAAAAUGAUACAUUGGAAGUGUAUGCGUGCACUUGUGCGUAUGUUGUGCGUGCGCCAUGUGUGUAUGCGUGUGUGAUUGUUUUCAUCGUUAUUUUUAUGGUUUGGCUUAUUUUCAAUAAAAUAAACCGAAAUUUUUAUUUUGACACAAAA
Molecule: messenger RNA, 1245 nt
Organism: Ostrea edulis (European flat oyster)
Lineage: Eukaryota; Metazoa; Mollusca; Bivalvia; Ostreida; Ostreidae
Exons: 4
Coding region: 238-771 (177 amino acids)
Source: RefSeq, a predicted model, not a curated record